This is a messenger RNA of Strongylus vulgaris, 441 nucleotides long. Lineage: Eukaryota; Metazoa; Nematoda; Chromadorea; Rhabditida; Strongylidae. The record is from the annotation of a GenBank genome assembly.
AUGAAAGCAAUCUUAUCCCGUCAGUCCAUCGCCGAUUGCGUUGCUAAAGACGCGAAUCUGACAUCAAUAUCGGUGACGCCCAUGGGUAUCCCGCUUUUGGGAUUCUCAACUGGGACCAUCUUCACCUUCUCUUUGGACAUGAAUUGCUGGCAAAUAGUCGACUCGGUAACACCUUUGAUGAAGUUGUGUGAUUCGGUAGAUGCUGAGGAAUUGCCGGACGGUCCCGUCGGGCGGCUCUUGAAACGUCGAAAGCGGGACGAGUCUUCUAUUACAGGAUCCUUAUCCAAGCUCUCCGACGUACUAAGUGACCUCAAAGAACAAGGCUAUGUUUGCGGAACAUUGCGCAGUGCCCUCAGAGAAGAUGUUGAAAAGAUAAUUGCUUCCGAUCCAGUGACAUCAUCGCUAGUGAAAUCGAAAGAAACGGGCGGUUUAGUGUUUUAA